This is a messenger RNA of Anopheles cruzii, 297 nucleotides long. The record is from the annotation of a RefSeq genome assembly. Lineage: Eukaryota; Metazoa; Arthropoda; Insecta; Diptera; Culicidae.
AUGUCAAAUUUUUUAUUAUAUUAUUUUAUAAUAAUUAUAUUUUUAUUUGGGUGUAUAGUUUUUGUUUCUAAUCGAAAACAUUUAUUAUCUGUUUUAUUAAGUUUAGAAUUUAUAGUUUUAAGUCUUUUUAUUUUUUUUUUUUUUUAUUUAAAUUUUAUAGGAUUUGAAAGCUAUUUUAGAAUAUUUUUUUUAACUUUUUGUGUAUGUGAAGGAGUUCUUGGUUUAUCAAUUUUAGUUUCUAUAAUUCGUACUCAUGGUAAUGAUUAUUUUCAAAGUUUUUCUGUUCUUCAAUGUUAA